CGCUGGCCGAGCUGCAGGCCACGGACCUGGGCUCCCGCCACAGCGCAGCCCUCCGACUCCCAGAUCCCUCGCCCCCAGGACCUGGUUCUGAUUGGACCUGUCUCCUGGGCCAGAGUCUUGGCCCUUUCUGAUUGGACCCAUUUCCCUGACCCGGCUGGUUCUGGAAGGACCCCUCUCCUGGGCCAGGGUUUCAACCGACUCCGAUUGGACCUGUCUCCUGGACUCGUAGCACAGCUAGUUCUGAUUGGACCCAUUUUCCUGACUCGCCUGGGUCUGGAAGGCUACAUCUCCUGGGCUUCAGCCUUUACCUGUUCUGAUUGGACCUGUCUCCUGGACCCACCUGGUUCUGAAAAGACCCAUCUUCUGGGCCUAGGUCGUGGCCGGUUCUGACUGGACCCAUUUUCCAGAGCCACCACCCAGCCAGUUCUGAUUAGACCUUUCUCUUGGACCCACUCGCUAGCUGGUUCUGACCGGAUCCGUCUCCUGGACCCACCUGGUUCUGUAUGGGCCCACCUUGGCCGGGUCUGAUCGGACAAGAUUCCUGGACCCAGUUCUCGAAGAUCCUGGACUUGUCUCCUGGCUGGUUCUGCUUGGACCCCUCUCCCAGGCCAUCUGCUGGUCUCUUCUGAUUGGACCCUUCUCCUGAACUGGUAGCCCAGCCGGUUCCAAUUGGACCCAUCUCCUGGCCCCACCAGGGUCCCGGUAAGGCACCACCCCCUCCCACCAGGCCCCACCUCUGUGGCUUCAUCCGACCCCUCCUGACCCCACUCAGAACUGCCCCCUGGACCAACCCCCACCCCAGACUUAGCUGCUCCCAGUGGGCCUGGCCAGCCCCACGCGGGCUCCAUCUGUCCCUCUGCCUACGGAGCUCCGGAGAAGACCCCUGGCAAGGACUCUUCCAUUGGUCGUGUUGGUCAUCUGUCCAUUCAACCCAACGUCCAUCUAUCCACCCACUCCAACUGGUGUCUCUCCAAAGGUCUCCAGCGUCCCGGCAAGGACUCAUACAUUGGUCUCAUUGGUCAUCCAUCCACCCAUCCAACCGGUGUCUCUCCACAGAAGACCUCCAACAUCCCAGCAAAGACUCUUCAUUGGUCCUAUUGGUCUUCCAUCUGCCCAACCCAACAUCCCUCCCUGCCUCGUGUCUCCGUGAAGACUUCCAGCUCCCCAACAAAAACUCUCCCACCUCCUGUCGUCCAGCGAUGGCAUCGGCAGGGCUGGAGCUCUUGGCCAUGAGCUUGGCCAUCCUUGGCUGGCUGGGAGCCAUCAUCGCCUGCACCCUGCCCAUGUGGAAGGUGACGGCCUUCAUCGGCAACAACAUUGUGGUGGCCCAGAUCAUCUGGGAGGGGCUGUGGAUGAACUGCAUUGUGCAGAGCACGGGGCAGAUGCAGUGCAAGGUUUACGACUCCAUGCUGGCACUGCCCCAGGACCUCCAGGCCGCCCGUGCCCUCAUGGUGGUGUCUGUGCUCCUGGCUGUGGCUGCCCUCCUGAUUGGCAUCAUGGGGGCCCAGUGCACCAACUGCGUGGAGGAUGAGGUCUACAAGGCCCGGGUGAUCAUCGUGGCAGGCGCCCUCUUCGUCACCUCAGGCCUCCUCUGCCUCAUCCCGGCCUGUUGGUCAGCCAACUCUAUCAUCCAGGAUUUCUACAACCCCCUUGUGGCUGAUGCGCUGAAGCGGGAGCUGGGCGCUGCCCUCUACCUGGGCUGGGCGGCCGCCGCCCUGCUGAUCCUGGGUGGGGCGCUGCUGUGCUGCGUGCUGGGGCGCCCCCAGCCGGUCAGGGGCCAGCGGUGGGGGGGAUAA
Alligator sinensis (Chinese alligator) is the source of this 1796-nucleotide messenger RNA. RefSeq names its product claudin-9. Gene Ontology annotation, cellular component: bicellular tight junction; plasma membrane. The transcript is spliced from 2 exons. The coding region runs from base 1200 to 1796 and encodes 198 amino acids. Gene Ontology annotation, molecular function: structural molecule activity. The record is from RefSeq and is a predicted model, not a curated record. NCBI's taxonomy places the organism in Eukaryota, Metazoa, Chordata, Crocodylia, Alligatoridae. Gene Ontology annotation, biological process: bicellular tight junction assembly; cell adhesion.